AUGUAUCAUCAUCUCCUGCAAGGCUGCCGACUCCAGAGCUCACACAGUGCUGGACGCGCCGCGACGAGUCGGAGGGGAAAGAUCAAGAUGGAGGCGGCCGCCUCGAAUCCGUCGAGCAAGAGGAUCGCCCUGGUCACCGGGGGGAACAAAGGGGUCGGGCUGGAGACGUGCAGGCAGCUCGCGUCCAAGGGGCUCAAGGUCGUGCUAACGGCGAGGAACGCGGCGAGGGGGCUGGAGGCGGUGGAAGACGUCAGGCGCUCCGGUGCUGACGCUGUUUUCCAUCAGUUGGAUGUCACCGACCCUAACAGCGUCGCCCGGCUGGCAGAUUUCGUCAGGGAUCAGUUCGGGAAGCUCGAUAUCCUGAUAAACAAUGCAGGCAUUUCAGGCGUUGAUCGAGAUCCAGUUCUGGUUGCGAAAGUUAAAGAACAGGUUGAAAGCAUGGAUGUAGAUCAGAGAGUUCAAUGGAUGAAAGAAAAUUCCAAGGAGACAUAUGAGGAAGCAAAAGAAUGCAUGAGAACAAACUACUAUGGGGCAAAGCUUGUCACAGAGGCACUACUUCCUCUUCUUCAGUUGUCCUCCUCUGGGAGAAUUGUCAAUGUCUCAUCAGGUUUUUCACUGCUAAGAAACUUCAACAGUGAAGAACUGAAGAAUGAGUUUAACGACGUCGACAACCUUACUGAAAAGAGACUAGAGGAGCUGUUGGAUUCAUUCCUAGAAGAUUUCAAGGCCAAUUUGAUAGAGGCACAUGGGUGGCCGACCGGUGGCUCGUCAGCGUACAAAGUCGCCAAAGCUGCCCUCAAUGCUUACACAAGGAUUCUCGCCAAGAAGUACCCUAGGAUGCGCAUCAACUGUUUGACGCCUGGUUAUGUCAAGAGCGACAUGUCGAUGCACAUGGGAGUUUUGACGCCUGAGGAGGGCGCUAGCAACCCGGUGAAGGUCGCUCUCUUGCCCGACGAUGGCCCGACGGGUGCUUAUUUUGAUAGGGAUGGCGUGGCCUCGUUUGUGUGA
Molecule: messenger RNA, 1008 nt
Organism: Triticum turgidum subsp. durum (durum wheat)
Lineage: Eukaryota; Viridiplantae; Streptophyta; Magnoliopsida; Poales; Poaceae
Source: the annotation of a GenBank genome assembly